GUAGCUAACUGCCUGGCUGAAAACUACUCUGCUCUGACUGGCCUUGAUGCCCUCAUCCAGGAUGGAGAACAUAUGUUGAUACCUGAGGAGGAAGCAGGGCAUAUCCUGGAUGAUGUGAAAUCCUGGGAGGUCUCUAACCCUGAAGAAAAACUUAAGAAACUGAUGAGUUUUAUGCAAACACUGGCCCACAAAACAAAAGGUUAUGACAUAUGGAUUAAUAGGUGUCUCAAAGAUUUAGAUCUGCAGAUUUUUCUCAUAAACACUGUCAACUUUUGCAAAAACCCAUCCAUUCAAAAAAUUCUGUUUAUUCAACCUCAGUUACACAGUCUUCUAGAACCUCAUGUCAACAAAGUAAAGUACUUUCCUCAGGUGAAGUCAAUGAUUCAGUGGAUCGACCAGACAGAGUCAGAGGAAAAGCAAGUCAAAAUCACUGAAUUGUCUGAAUUCCUUAAAACUCUGAAAGAAAUCCAAAAAGCUCUCAUGGAAGCAAAUAACAAAUCUGAGUCCCUAGAAACAGUGGAAGAGGCUCAAAGAAAAGCUACCUGUGUGGUCACCACAGCUCUUAGCUCCUUCUUGAACUAUCUCAGAGAAGCAGAGCAGCCAGACAUGCAGCUGCUACUACUCUGCAUUGCAGCUGGUGCAGGCUAUCAGCUGGAAAGCAAUGUUUUCCAGCCUCUCCUGGGGUGCACUGAGAUAAAUUUCCUACUGGAUGAAAUACAAACUGUCCAACACAGAUAUCAGGAGCUCAAAACUAUCUGCACAGACAGGGCACAGGCAUUCCUAGUGCUCAAAGCUCUGACCACCACAGUGAAUGUCUCAGAGAUUUCUCCAGAAGAAAAAACACAACGCUUGGGAUUAAUAAGACAGCAUAUGGAGCAUUUACAAUUGUCUACAAAAUUUGGACAAGUCCUCACAAAAUUUGAAACAGAUCAUGAUUGGGAAAAUCUAGAGAAUAAUUUGAGAUUAUUCAUUGAUGGGAAUUAUGAAGACACCAUCUCUGCUUUGAAAGUGGAAGAAGUGAAAAAACAGCUGCAAAUUCUUGACCUUGAAAAGAAAGAGACUUAUAAUCAACAAGAUAAUGAAAACAACCAAAAGGAAAACAUAGAAAAGGGACCGUUGGUAGAUUUACUCCAGCGUCUAGGUCUAGAACAUCACUACCCAAAAAGGAUGAGCAGAGCUGAUUUCCAUCUGAUCUAUAAGACUUCUGGGUACAAUACACAGCCAAGAUCUGAACAGGAACUUCCCUUCUAUUUCCUACAAAAGCUACUGAUGCUAGAU
Molecule: messenger RNA, 1278 nt
Organism: Microtus ochrogaster (prairie vole)
Lineage: Eukaryota; Metazoa; Chordata; Mammalia; Rodentia; Cricetidae
Product: interferon-induced very large GTPase 1-like
Molecular function (GO): GTP binding
Source: RefSeq, a predicted model, not a curated record